CUUCCUCCCUCAGAUACGUCGAUGAUCACUACUCCAAAGAAUGUCAACUAUGCCAUCAUUUCUCUCUCCCUCUCUAUAUAUAAUAUCAACCUAAAUUACUACCACAAACACAAUAACAAGAAACAAUUAGGAGGGAAAAAAUAAAAAAAUUCAAAACCUAGAAAGACAAAAAGCGAGAAGAAUUCUUUUCCAUGAAUUCUUCUAUUAGGGCUGCAAAACUUCUCCAUGUUCUAGCAGCCACGGCCUUCCUCUUCGCCGCAGCGUCGGCCGGGAACUUCGACCAAGACGUCAGCAUCACGUGGGGCGGCCCCCGUGCCCGGAUACUCAACGGCGGUCAGCUUCUCACGCUGUCGCUCGACAACAUCUCCGGCUCCGGCUUCGAGUCCAAAAAUGCAUACUUGUUUGCUAGGUUCGACGUGCAGCUCAAGCUCGUACCGGGGAACUCCGCCGGCACCGUCACCACGUUUUUCUUAUCGUCUCAAGGCCCGAAUCACGAUGAAAUCGACUUCGAGUUCUUGGGAAACUCGUCCGGGCAGCCCUACACCAUCCACACCAACAUUUAUACCCAAGGAGUAGGGAAUAGGGAGCAACAAUUCCGCCCUUGGUUCGACCCAACCACCGCAUUCCACACGUACACUAUUCUCUGGAACCCUAGUCGCAUAAUCUACAUGGUGGACAACAUCCCGAUUAGGGUUUUCAACAACUACGCGGCGAACGGGGUCUCGUUCCCGGCGGGGCAGGCGAUGAGGGUGUACGCGAGCCUGUGGAAUGCGGACGACUGGGCGACGCAGGGCGGCAGGGUGAAGACGGAUUGGAGCAAGGCGCCCUUCACGGCGUCGUACGCGAAAUACAACGCCGUGGGCUGCGUGGUGAGCGCCGCCGGCAACUCCUGCAACGGAAAUUUGACCGGACAGCCAUGGCAGACGCAGGGGCUCGACGGAAAUGGACGGAACCGAAUUCGAUGGAUCCAACAGAAGUAUAUGAUCUACAACUACUGCGCCGAUCUUAUAAGGUUUCCUCGAGGCCUUCCGAGGGAAUGCAAGUUGCCGAGGUUUUAGGUUUCGAGAUUUGACUGCGAGUUUUCCGGCCGCCGUGGAUCAUCCAUGCUCGAGUUUUCACUUUAAUUUGGAAAAAAUAAAAAUAAAAAUUGUUGAUUGAUUUGAAUAUGUAUAAAAUAAGAGGUACCUGAUUAGGUAAACAGCAAAGGCAAAUUAAUGUGGGAACUGAUUUUUUACUUUAUUUUGGUUCUGGAAUGAGAAUUGGAUUUGUAAUGUUGUUUCAA
Molecule: messenger RNA, 1282 nt
Organism: Salvia miltiorrhiza (redroot sage)
Lineage: Eukaryota; Viridiplantae; Streptophyta; Magnoliopsida; Lamiales; Lamiaceae
Product: xyloglucan endotransglucosylase protein 7-like
Exons: 3
Coding region: 192-1058 (288 amino acids)
Biological process (GO): xyloglucan metabolic process; cell wall biogenesis
Cellular component (GO): apoplast; cell wall
Molecular function (GO): hydrolase activity, hydrolyzing O-glycosyl compounds; xyloglucan:xyloglucosyl transferase activity
Source: RefSeq, a predicted model, not a curated record